This is a messenger RNA of Fomitopsis serialis, 712 nucleotides long. RefSeq lists its product as uncharacterized. The coding region runs from base 67 to 381 and encodes 104 amino acids. The transcript has 8 exons. Lineage: Eukaryota; Fungi; Basidiomycota; Agaricomycetes; Polyporales; Fomitopsidaceae. The record is from RefSeq and is a predicted model, not a curated record. Gene Ontology annotation, molecular function: oxidoreductase activity; flavin adenine dinucleotide binding.
CGAUCCAUUUACGACCGCUCUCUCUGUCUGCUCUUCUCAGCCCUACCCCCUAACUCCUGAAUCACCAUGCAUCCAGAGGAAGUCGACGUCAUUGUCUGCGGUGGUGGCCCCGCUGGCUGUGUGGUGGCAGGCCGUCUUGCCUAUGCCGACCCCAACCUCAAGGUCAUGCUCAUUGAGGGCGGUGCCAACAACCGCGACGACCCCUGGGUGUACCGGCCCGGUAUCUACGUUCGCAACAUGCAGAACGACGGCGUCAACGACAAGGCGACGUUCUACACCGAUACCACGGAGUCGCCCUUUAUGCGUGGCAGACGCUCAAUCGUCCCCUGCGCCAACAUUCUCGGUACGGUGCCUGUGCUAACAGGCGAUGCAUGCGACUGACGAAACUUCCACUGUUCAGGCGGUGGCAGCAGCAUCAACUUCCAGAUGUACACCCGCGCAUCCGCGUCGGAUUGGGGUAAGACAGACAGUAAUGUUUCCCGACCAGGGGAUUGACACUACCUUCAGACGACUUCAAGACCGAGGGCUGGACUGCCGAAGACCUCUUCCCCCUUAUGAAACGUCUUGAGCGGUAUCAGAAGCCGACCAACAACGACACCCACGGCUACGAUGGCCCCAUCGCUAUCAGCAACGGCGGGCAAAUCCAGCCCGUCGCUCAUGACUUCCUCCGGGCCGCGCACGCCAUUGGCAUCCCCUACAGCGACGACAUUCA